AUGCUGCCCCCUAGAGCUUACAUCGACCAGGAUAGCGCAGAUGCCAUAGAGUUAGCACGCCUCGGCUACAAGCAAGAACUCAAGCGCGCUUUUUCGCCUCUCGAGCUCUUCUGCCUGGUUUUCGGUAUAUUCGGGCUCUUCCCCUCAAUCACUUCCGUUUUAACCUACGCUUUGCCAAACGGCGGUCCAGUUGCACUGGUGUGGGGUUGGGGAGUGUGCUGCGUCUUCCUCAUCUUCGUCACGCUCGCACUCGCGGAACUGGGCUCUGCGGCACCCACGUCCGGCGGCCUGUACUAUUGGUCGUUCAAGUAUAGCUCCCCGCGCUGGCGGCGUCUUCUCUCAUGGGUUGUCGGAUAUUCGAACACGAUUGGGUUGAUCGCCGGUGUCGCGAGCACUGAUUGGGGAUGCGCGGUCGAGCUGAUGGCUGCAGUAAGCAUAGGUUCCAAUCAGACCUUCACUGCGACCACAAGUCAGACGUUUGGUGUUUAUGUCGUUAUAUUGUUGCUGCAUGCUGCCAUCUCGUCGCUAGCCACUUCGGUUGUCGCGAAACUGCAGUUUGUCUAUGCUCUCAUGAACGUCCUGCUAUGUCUCGCUAUCAUCAUUCUUCUACCCGUUGCGACACCACAAGAAUUUAAGAACCCGGCUAGUUAUGCGUUCGGAGGAUUUACGAAUUUGGGCAGCUGGCCAGACGGGUUCGCUUUUUUAUUAAGUUUCUUGGCGCCCCUGUGGACUGUCUGUACGUGCGGAUUCGACACAUCGCUCCACCUCAGUGAGGAAGCCUCUAACGCGAAGGUCUCAGUACCUACAGCGUUGAUUGCAGGCACGAUUUCUGCUGCGAUCAUUGGAUGGGCAAUCAAUAUCACGAUCGCGUUUCAAAUGGGAACGGACAUCGAAGGUAUCAUGAAUAGCCCCAUUGGGCAGCCGAUGGCAGCAAUCCUAUUCAAUAGUCUGGGACAGAAGGGGACCCUUGUCAUCUGGGUCAUCGUUUUCUCGGUCCAGUUCUUUGUAGGUGCAAGCUGUUUGUUGGUCAGUUCCCGACAGACAUUCGCAUUCGCACGGGACGGCGGCCUCGUGUUCUCGCACGUUCUCUACCGUAUCAAUACACGCACGCAAACGCCAGUAAACUGCGCAUGCUUCUCAGCAUUCAUCUCAUUCCUCCUUGGACUCCUUGCGUUCGCUGGCCCCAGCGCCGUCUCGGCCAUUUUCAGCCUCGGGGUCGUAGGUGCAUAUAUAUCGUAUACCAUCCCGAUCGUCAGCAGAUUCACCGGUGGAACGGAAUGGAGACCGGGCCCGUUCAGCCUCGGCAAGUUCGGUCUGCCGGUAGCCACCGUAGCCGUGAUCUGGAUGAUUUUUGGCAUCGUUAUCGUUGUCUUCCCCAGCCUCCCGGACCCGAGCGGCCCCACCAUGAAUUACACUUCUGUCGUGCUUGGCGGCUGGAUCACUCUCUGCCUGGUAUACUACUACUUCCCCGUCUAUGGAGGUGUGCAUUGGUUCCAGGGACCAAUCAGAAAUAUUAUAGUCGCGGAAGAGGGGCAGAAGGCGGCCGAGGCAAGCAGUAUAAAGGACGAGAAGGAAGACUUCUAA
This is a messenger RNA of Postia placenta MAD-698-R-SB12, 1584 nucleotides long. RefSeq lists its product as hypothetical. The record is from RefSeq and is a predicted model, not a curated record. Bases 1 to 1584 code for a protein of 527 amino acids. Gene Ontology annotation, molecular function: transmembrane transporter activity. The transcript is spliced from 14 exons. NCBI's taxonomy places the organism in Eukaryota, Fungi, Basidiomycota, Agaricomycetes, Polyporales, Adustoporiaceae. Gene Ontology annotation, biological process: transmembrane transport; amino acid transport. Gene Ontology annotation, cellular component: membrane.